Messenger RNA from Striga hermonthica, 3446 nucleotides. The record is from the annotation of a GenBank genome assembly. NCBI's taxonomy places the organism in Eukaryota, Viridiplantae, Streptophyta, Magnoliopsida, Lamiales, Orobanchaceae.
AUGGAUUUAGGUGAAAGCCUAAGAUCAAACAGCAAAAAAGGUGAAAGCUUUAGGGGUAACAGCUCAAAUCUAUGGAGGCACACAGGCAUUGAGGUUUUCUCGAGAUCGUCUCGCGAAGAAGACGACGAGGAGGCCUUAAAAUGGGCUGCCCUCGAAAAACUCCCGACUUUCGACCGACUCCGAAAAGGGCUUCUUUUCGGGUCGAAAGGCCCGGGAGAGAUCGACAUUCAAGACCUCGAUUUUCACAAGAAACGGGCUUUGGUCGAGAGGCUCGUUAAUACGGUGGAAGACGAUAAUGAGAAGUUCUUGUUGAAGCUAAGGAAUAGGAUAGAUAGAGUUGGAAUUGAUAUUCCCACUAUUGAAGUGAGGUAUGAGCAUGUAAAUAUUGGUGCAGAGGCUUAUAGUGCAAGCAGGGCUUUGCCUACUUUUGUCAACUUUAAUAUCAAUUUGGUAGAGGGGAUUUUGAACUCACUUCACAUACUCCCAAGUAGAAAGAAGCCUUUCACAAUCCUUAAGGAUGUAAGUGGAAUAAUAAAACCUUGCAGGAUGACUUUGCUAUUGGGUCCUCCAAGUUCUGGAAAAUCAACUCUUUUGCUGGCUUUGGCUGGGAAACUUGAUCCCACUCUCAAAAGUUCAGGAAGAGUGACUUACAAUGGGCAUAAAAUGAAUGAAUUUGUGCCCCAAAGGACAGCAGCAUACAUUAGCCAAAACGAUCUGCAUAUCGGUGAAAUGACCGUACGAGAGACCUUGGCUUUCUCGGCUAGAUGCCAAGGAGUUGGCUCACGAUACGGGGAAAUGAUGGUGGGGCCCGCGAAGGCGCUCUUCAUGGACGAGAUAUCGAACGGUCUCGACAGCUCGACUACUUACCAAAUCGUCAACAUGUUGAGGCAGUACGUACACAUCAUGAAAGGCACGGCUUUCAUCUCCCUUCUUCAGCCAGCUCCCGAGACGUACGACCUUUUUGACGAUAUUGCCCUCCUGUCCGACGGUCAAAUCGUCUAUCACGGUCCGCGCAAAAACGUGCUCGACUUUUUCGAGUCCAUGGGGUUUAAGUGCCCUGAAAGAAAAGGAGUUGCCGAUUUCUUGCAAGAGGUCACAUCAAAGAAAGAUCAACAACAGUAUUGGGCAAACAAAAAUGAGCCGUACCGUUUUGUCUCGGUAACUGAAUUCUCGGAGGCAUUUCAAUCGUUCGGAAUCGGCCGGAGGCUCGGGGAUGAGCUAAGCAUCCCAUUCAACAAGACACAAAACCACCCGGCAGCAUUAACGACCGAAAAAUACGGGCUCGGAAAAAAAGAGAUCCUCAAAGCCUGCACGGAUAGGGAACUCUUGUUGAUGAAGCGGAACUCGUUCGUCUACUUCUUCAAACUAUUCCAGGCAAGAAAAAAAAUUCAAAAAAACAAAAGGAGCAAACCGUUUGAUUUCCUAACGGUGAUGUCGCUUAUAGCAAUGACGAUAUUCUUGCGUACGAAGAUGGAUAAAGAGACUGUACAAGACGGUGGGAUUUACACAGGAGCUCUGUUUUUCGCGGUUAUUAUGGUCAUGUUUAACGGGAUGUCUGAGCUGGCGAUGACGAUUUACAAGCUCCCGGUUUUUUACAAGCAAAGGGAUAUGUUCUUUUUCCCGCCGUGGGCUUACGCUAUUCCCUCGUGUGUUCUGAAAAUCCCGGUUACUUUUCUUGAAGUUGCUAUAUGGACUUUCUCGACUUACUACGUGAUCGGGUUCGAUCCUAAUGUUGGAAGAUUGAUGAAGCAGUACCUUUUGCUUUUACUCGUGCAUCAAUGUGCAUCGGCAUUGUUCCGAUUCAUAGGUGCGGCCGGUAGGAGUAUGGUUAUGGCGAACACGUUAGGAUUAUACGCACUUCUCCUACUUUUCGCGUUAGGUGGAUUUGUCCUAGCACGAGUCGAUGUGAAGAAAUGGUGGCUAUGGGGCUAUUGGUCCUCGCCAUUAAUGUACGCUCAGAACGCGAUUCUUGUGAAUGAGUUCACAGGGCAUAGUUGGAGCAGAAUGAUAAACGGAAGGAAGCUAGGAGAUAUAGUGUUGGAGUCUCGAGGCUUUUUCCCUCAAGCAUAUUGGUAUUGGAUAGGACUAGGAGCCACAUUCGGGUUCAUAUGGAUAUUCAACAUAUUCUACUUACUAUCCUUGAUGUAUCUCGACCCUUUCGAAAAACCUCAAGCUGUAUUACCCGAAAAAGAACACGAAAAAGACAAAGCCGAAAGCAAUAGCUUUUUUGGCCAAGUUUCAGCUCGAGGUAAUGAUUCUUUGGAUAGAUCAGAUGCAACUGAGGCCAUCGAGAAUCGUAAAAAAGGAAUGAUUCUUCCAUUUGAACCUCAUUCACUCACAUUCGACGACAUUCGGUACUCAGUCGACAUGCCCGCGGAAAUGAAAGCUCAAGGCGCCACAGAAGAUAAAUUGGAGCUGCUAAAGAGUGUGAGUGGGGCCUUUCGACCGGGCGUUCUCACGGCUUUGAUGGGCGUUAGUGGGGCCGGGAAAACGACUUUAAUGGACGUGCUAGCGGGUCGAAAAACGGGCGGAUAUAUAGAAGGGAAUAUCACAAUAUCCGGAUACCGAAAGAACCAAUCGACUUUCGCUAGGAUUUCCGGUUAUUGCGAACAAAACGACAUACAUUCUCCGAACGUCACGGUUUACGAAUCGCUGGUUUAUUCGGCUUGGUUGAGGUUGCCUCAAGAUGUCGAUGCAAGAACAAGAAAGAUAUUCAUAGAGGAGAUAAUGGAACUAGUCGAGCUCAACUCGUUGAGAGGGGCACUUGUCGGGCUGCCAGGUGUCAACGGGCUCUCGACCGAGCAGAGGAAAAGGCUGACUAUAGCAGUCGAGCUCGUGGCGAACCCUUCCAUCAUAUUCAUGGACGAGCCAACUUCGGGCCUCGAUGCACGAGCCGCAGCUAUUGUAAUGAGAACCGUUCGGAAUACAGUCGACACCGGGCGAACCGUGGUUUGCACCGUACAUCAGCCUAGCAUCGACAUAUUCGAAGCAUUCGAUGAGCUAUUCUUGAUGAAAAGAGGAGGGCAAGAAAUAUAUGUCGGGCCAUUGGGUCGCCACUCGUCUCAUUUGAUCAACUACUUCGAAGGAAUCGAAGGGGUCCCGAAAAUAAAAGACGGUUACAAUCCCGCCACGUGGAUGUUGGAAGUCACGACUUCGGCACAAGAGCUGAUUAUAGGGAUCGAUUUUUCCGAUCACUACAGAAACUCAGAACUAUACAAGAGGAACAAAUCCUUGAUCAAGGAACUAAGCGUGCCUCGACCGGGAACUAAGGACUUACAUUUCCCGACUAAAUACUCCCAACCUUUCUUCACUCAAUGCUUAGCUUGCUUAUGGAAACAACACUGGUCAUAUUGGCGUAAUCCGCCUUACACGGCUAUAAGGUUUCUGUUCACGACCUUCAUAGCCCUCAUUUUCGGGACAAUGUUUUGGGAUCUCGGAUCUCGAUG